GUAAUUACAAUAUUACCCCAUAUUAAUUAACUUAUGUCUAAUAGAGAAAAUAAGAAACUAACAUUGAUAUUAGAGAGUGUAUUCAGACACAGAGUUAUUAGUUAUAUGACAAAGUGGGUGGGCAGCACUAAUUUUUCCUCAUAGUUAGUCUCUUAGUUACAUUGUCCUUCCCCUCCACCUCCCAUUACCCCCAAAGGAAAAAAAAAAUCCUCUAAUUUUGAUUACUUUUAAGGUUCAUUUACAUUAUUGUGGACACUGGGCAGCCUUCUAGUUCUGGAAUGUAAACAUAGUUCUUAGUGUAUAAGUUGGAAUAGAUUGGAGAUGUGGCAAUGAAAUAUAAUGAUGCCUAGAUAUUAUUGUUAUGUUUUUAAAAGAUUAUGCAGUUUGUUGCUGAGCUCCAUUUUCAUCUCUCUCUCUCUCUCUGAAUUAUCUUUCAUUGCUCUGAAGUUGGAGUCUCAUCAUUGACCUUUGGAACCAACGUUAACAUAUUUACCUUGUUUGAGGAUUAUUAACUGUUGUAUUUGGUUUAACUAUUCAUUAAUAUUGAAGUUGAAACUCAUGAUAAUGUUUGUUUGAUUUUUCUAUAUACUGAAAAUAGAUGGUACUGAUGAAUUAGUCAUUUGUUUAUUGCCAUAAGUUCUUAGUUUCUUUCCAAAUUCCUUAGUGAAAACCUGCAUCAUCCUUUUUCUUCAUAUAAGAAAUCUGAAUUGGUUUCUAACGAUGUGUUACGUCAUUGCAUUGUACUGUCCAUCAUGAGAGCUUUCCUUCCCCUAUUAUUGCAGGGGUUGCAUAGUGUUUUUGACCAAGAAAUGAUAAAAUUCUGGGAUAAUCUCUAUGAUGUGACUGAUAGUUAUACAGAGAGAUGGCUCUCUUCAGCUCGGGCCUGCUUGAAGCAAUGUUCGAGUGGGAACAAUGAAUUACUCCCCUCUUUGGACGUGGUUGAUGCAAUCGGAGACUCGAGUGACACAAAGUUUCAGGACGUCAAUGUUUUGGUAACUUCUGGUUCAUUGAUACCCAGCCUUGUCAAAUGCUUACUCUUUCGUCUGGACGAUUUGAUAACUCCUGAGAAUGUUUACAGCUCAUGGGAAGCAGGCAAGCUCCAGUGUUUUUUGUGGAUCAAGGAGCGAUUUAAUGGCACAAAUGUCCAGUUCUGUGUAAUCGGGGAUGGAUGGGAAGAAUGCGAAGCAGCAGAAACUAUGAGAUGGCCAUUUGUUAAAAUUGAUCUACGACCAGGGAGUUAUCAUAGGUUUCCAGGCCUCACAUUGAGAGAAUUAGGCCACUAUUUCGCUGUUGUAUAUGGGAAUGCUGAUGAAGAAAAAGAUGAAGCAGCUAGUCUAGUCAUGACCAAUAGCUCCAAUAUGUGAGAGGCAGCUUGCUGAACUCUGUUAUAUACAUGCAGAAUAUCAGAAUUCAGGUCAUAUGAAGCUCUAUACGUGGCAGAAUUAAGCCAACUCAUCCAACCAGAUCACAUUGACAUUUGAAUAGGUCAAAUCCUUGUUUGGAUGCAGUUGGGUGAAAUUCUUCGUGGAAAAGGCCAAAGUUCCUGAAGGUCACAAUCAUCCGGUGAGCUGAUUUUCUUUGUUACAUAUUAAAGAUCAUUUAAAUCCUGAUGGUCACAAUCAUCCGGUGAGUUGAUUUUCUUUGUUACGUAUUAAAGAUCAUUUAAACCAUGUCUGUGUUUAUUGAGAUCACAUUGAACUAGGAAUGAUGGUCCCAGGAGUUUUAUAUUGACUUGUUACACAUUAUCUAGCAAUGGUAGAUGCCAAGCACUAUCCAUAUCGCUUGACCUUCAAAAUUAGCAGUGGGAGGCAGUAGAAAGG
Molecule: messenger RNA, 1820 nt
Organism: Ilex paraguariensis (yerba mate)
Lineage: Eukaryota; Viridiplantae; Streptophyta; Magnoliopsida; Aquifoliales; Aquifoliaceae
Source: the annotation of a GenBank genome assembly